UCACCACCUCUCUCACACGACUGUCUGCCCUCCAGCUACCACUGCUACCGCCUCUAUAUAUCUAGACGCUGCCGUUGCUCUCAGCCCCAGUUUGCCGCAAAUCCUACUCGUUCGUACAUCAUGGGUAAAGACGGUGAUGUCCCGCAGCCGGGGGCUGCACGUCUAUCCAAAGGCGCGGGGCCGGAUGAAUGGUUGGAGCAGGCAAAGCAAUGCAAAUACCUACCCGAAGCUGAAAUGAAGCGCCUUUGUGAGAUUGUCAAGGAAUGUCUGAUGGAGGAGUCAAACAUCCAGCCCGUUCGAACUCCUGUCACAGUAUGUGGUGACAUUCACGGUCAAUUCUACGAUCUUCUAGAGCUGUUCCGAGUCGCUGGCGGCAUGCCCAGCGAUGCCCCCACCGCUCCAAUUACCCCCGCAAUCCCCCCUACGAUCAAGCCUGAGGAUAUUGAACCACCCACAACCAUUACAGACCCCCGUGCAAAGCGGAAGAUGAAGAGAAGGUUUCAACACGAUGAAAGGUACACAGGUCCCACGAGCCCUGGCGAUGAGGACGAGGAGGAAGAGGAAGAGGAGGAGGAGAGAGGGCGGAGCAGAAGCAUCGGUGCCAGGAGGAGUACGGAAGAAGAAUCGACUGCUGGAUCUACGCGAAACGUUCCUUCUGGCAAUGGCCAGCAGAACUACAUUUUCCUGGGCGAUUUUGUAGACCGAGGCUAUUUCAGUCUCGAGACAUUUACUCUGCUCAUGUGUUUGAAAGCCAAGUUUCCCGAUCGAGUGACGCUGGUCCGCGGCAACCACGAAUCACGACAAAUUACCCAGGUAUAUGGUUUCUACGAGGAAUGCCAGACGAAAUACGGCAAUGCUUCUGUAUGGAAAGCCUGCUGUCAAGUGUUUGACUUUUUGGCCCUGGCCGCCAUUGUAGACGGCAAGGUUCUGUGCGUGCAUGGUGGUCUCAGUCCUGAGAUUCGAACUUUGGACCAAAUACGCGUCGUGGCUAGAGCCCAGGAGAUUCCACACGAAGGUGCUUUCUGCGACUUGGUCUGGAGUGACCCUGAGGAAGUCGACACCUGGGCUGUAUCUCCCCGUGGUGCCGGCUGGCUGUUCGGAGACAAGGUUUCGUCCGAGUUCAAUCACGUCAAUGGCCUGCAACUGAUUGCGCGAGCGCAUCAGCUUGUCAACGAAGGUUACAAGUAUCACUUCAAAGACAAAGACGUCGUUACCGUUUGGUCUGCUCCCAAUUAUUGUUACCGCUGCGGAAAUGUUGCGUCUAUUAUGAAUCUAGGCGAGGACCUGAAGCCCGAGUUCCAAAUCUUCAGCGCUGUUCCCGACCACAAACGCGCCGUGCCUGCAGGAAGAGGUACCCGCGGUGAAUACUUCCUAUGA
Periconia digitata is the source of this 1377-nucleotide messenger RNA. The record is from the annotation of a GenBank genome assembly. NCBI's taxonomy places the organism in Eukaryota, Fungi, Ascomycota, Dothideomycetes, Pleosporales, Periconiaceae.